Messenger RNA from Adineta ricciae, 930 nucleotides. NCBI's taxonomy places the organism in Eukaryota, Metazoa, Rotifera, Eurotatoria, Adinetida, Adinetidae. The record is from the annotation of a GenBank genome assembly.
AUGGCUGAGUUUACAGAACAAGAUUUCUUUAUGAGUAAAGAACACUCGGACCAUGAAGUAUCUCCAAUGAAAGCAACAACAACGAGUUCCACAUAUUGUCCCUUCCUUAUCACAGAUUGCGAUGAGGAUGACUCCAAUUCAAAUAAAGUUGCAAUGAGCACUGCUAGUUUAGUUGGUGAUACACCAACAAAACGACGGUUUGGUUAUUCACGUCAAGAGAAAAGUCUAGGAACACUGACUCGUCGGUUUAUGUCAUUGUUGAGACAAUCGAAAACGGGUAUCCUGGACUUAAAGCAUGUUGCAGAUUGUCUUGCUACGAAACAAAAACGACGAAUCUAUGAUAUCACCAAUGUACUUGAAGGUAUCGGUCUCAUUGAAAAGCAAUCGAAAAACACGAUAAAAUGGAAAGGUGCUAUCUCCGGUGAUAACACGAUUGAAGCUUAUGAACGUCUGCAUCGAGCCCAAGCUCAAUUACAAGAAUUAGAAGACGAAUCUGCAUUUUGGACAGAGAAACUUCACGUCAUUGAACGUAGUAUCUCUAAUAUAUUAGAUGAUAUUACAUUAAAAGAUAUGUUAUACUUAACAAGAGACGACAUAUGCCAAGCUAUGGAUGAUGAAGUAAUUGUUAUUGCAGAAGGUGUCAAUGGGACUACGAUGAAAAUCAACGAAAUACCAGAUGGCGAAAAUACAUCUCAUCAAUUUCAUAUUCAAAGUCGUCACUAUCCUGUUAAUUUAAAAGUGUUGAAUCGCCAUUCUAAAACCAUACCCCAUAAUGCGAACUCCGAAGAUGCCACUUCUGAACAAAUAUCGUUAAAUCCAUUCAUUCCAUUGGGUGAAAUGACUCAGCCAGAUGAUUAUUAUUUGACGAUAGACGAUACCACGGGUGUGUGUGAUCUGUACAAUAAUGAUGAUAGUCCUCCAGUGUCAUAA